AUGGACCACUAUGUCGUCGCGCCAGAAAACGUAAGUGGAUCAAAAGCAAGGGCUGAUGAUCCCAUACCACUAGUGAUCGUGGAAGGAUUCCUAGGCAGCGCAGGCGCUGCUAUGGGGAGCAAGUGCGCAGAAUACCUUAACAAGGGAAGUAAGAAUCCCAGUCGAAGAAUUUUGUUUGCCAGUGUCGGGCCAGUAAGUUCUUUGCAUGACAGGGCAUGCGAGUUAUUCUACGCACUGCUCGGUGGUACAGUUGACUACGGAGAAGACCAUGCCGAAGCUUACGGUCACCAGCGGUAUGGUCGGGUUGUAGAGGUCGCUCUAUACCCUUCCUGGUCGCUCGAUAACCCGUUGCAUUUUUUGGGACAUUCUAUGGGAGGGCCUACCAUCGUCAAGUUGCAGUCGCUCAUGGCGGCAGGCUUCUUCGGAGACCGUGGACACCCUGACAUGGUGCUUUCCUUAACAGCUGUCUCUUCGCCGUUUCGAGGAACUCAAUUGGUGUACGCUCUGGGAGAACGUACCGACUCACCGCCUGCUGUCCGCCCGUUCUCAGCUGGUGAUAUUUUAUCUAAACUUAUUCAUAUCCUAUCCUAUCUGUCUCCUCUCCUUCCUGCAGCACUGGAUUUGCAUGCUGAAUCACGCCGUCUGUCAUAUCGGGACGCGUCUCUUCCUUCUCUGUGGCAACAGCUCUGCAAAAGCGACUGGGCACAGAGCCGGGAUGCUACUCCAUACGAUGCGACUUUCCAGGCAGCGGAAGAACGGGAAAUGAUUGGGGAAGGUCAACCCCAUCAAAGGACGUUCUAUAGGUCAUACGCUGCUUCCUUGCGCCACACAGAACGAGACAGAUCUUACAGAGCUUCUAUUGUGAACAUUAUUUCGCCUCUGUACUAUUCGUCUCUCGUUGUGUCGUCGUUCAACUUUUCGGUGCUCCAACCUACUCCAGCGAUAGUCGCUUCAGUGUCUAGUUCCGGUAGACGUGAUACAGACUCCGGGUGUCCCAGCUCGUCCCCCGGAAAUGACAGCACCGGUUGUGAGCACUUUUAUUGGGAAAACGAUGGCGUUGUCCCUGUAUUUUCGCAGUUUCAUCCAUUCGGAUGCAGGCAUGGACAAAUAUUGAAUGUCUUACACCAGUACCGCAUUCUGUCGGACAUCAUUCGAAGAGGAUACAUAGCGAUAGGCCAGUACCCUGGCAUCUGGUGUGUGUAUGCAUUAGAAAAUGCGAGUCAUUUUUCUAUCGCUCCUUUUUGGUGGGGUUCUAGACGGCAGAGAGCGUUUUGGCUGGAGCUGGGAAAUUGGUUGCGGGCAAUUGACGACCAGUGA
Messenger RNA from Suillus paluster, 1317 nucleotides. Its product is annotated as alpha beta-hydrolase. The transcript is spliced from 7 exons. NCBI's taxonomy places the organism in Eukaryota, Fungi, Basidiomycota, Agaricomycetes, Boletales, Suillaceae. The record is from RefSeq and is a predicted model, not a curated record. Bases 1 to 1317 code for a protein of 438 amino acids.